Molecule: messenger RNA, 6868 nt
Organism: Sarcophilus harrisii (Tasmanian devil)
Lineage: Eukaryota; Metazoa; Chordata; Mammalia; Dasyuromorphia; Dasyuridae
Gene: NPC1L1
Product: NPC1 like intracellular cholesterol transporter 1
Exons: 19
Coding region: 495-4493 (1332 amino acids)
Cellular component (GO): membrane
Molecular function (GO): lipid carrier activity
Source: RefSeq, a predicted model, not a curated record
GGCACAAAAGGCAAGAGAGAGAGAGAGAAAAGAGGGCAGGAAAAGGAUAGAGGACAGAAAAACUGGCAAUGUACCCCAGGAGUGCCAGUUCCUAAGUUCUCCCUCCCACACAAAAAUUUCUUCUGAAUCAUAGAUCCCUUGUCAGGCACAGGGACACCUCUUUAUAUCUGGAUGAGGGGUCCCCAAAUGAUUCCUUCAUCCCCUUAUUGUAUAACUGGGCCCUGGUGAAGACUGUUCCUAUACUCACAGCUUUGAUGCUCUAGGGACAGCACUCCUCUGUAGAGGAGGGGAAACCUAGUGAAAUGCCAUAGAACAGGUGCCAAACUGGUUGAAGGAAGUAGCCCACAGUGGAUUAUUAACUUACCGAUAUUUCAUUGGUUCUUGACUAUCAGGCCAGAUUUAACACUUAUUACGCCACUAAUUUGUUCCUCCCCUAAUUAAAGACUGUCAUAUCAACUUCCCUGAGCUGCCCCUCUGCUCUUUUUGGCACAGAGAUGGCGAAGCCUGGGCUGAAGGAAUUGCUGCUCUUGGUGGUCCUCUUGCAUUUGGUCCGUGCAAAGUACUACACCCCUGUCCACGAAGCUGGCAGGUGUGCCUUCUAUGAUGAUUGUGGGAAAAACCCUGAAUUAUCCGGCGGUCUCCUCCCCCUGCCCAACGUGUCUUGCUUAUCCAACACCCCGGCCCGCAAACUCACUGGGGACCACCUGCAGCUCUUGAAGAGCAUCUGCCCCCGGCUGUAUGAAGGCCCUGACUCCACUUUUGCCUGCUGCUCCCCCAAACAGCUGAUUGCUCUGCAGAACAGCCUGAAAGUGCCCAAGGUGCUGCUUUCCCGCUGCCCGGCUUGUGUUGAGAACUUUGCCAGCUUGCACUGCCAAAACACCUGCAGCUCCAACCAGAGUCUUUUCAUCAAUGUGACUCGCAUUGUUCCCAUCGAAGGGACUAACCUCUCCAAGGUGGUAGCCUAUCAGGCUUUCUACAAACAGAGUUUUGCAGAGCGGACCUACAAUUCCUGCAGCAAGGUGCAAGUCCCUGCCACGGGUAGCCUGGCCAUCGGCACUAUGUGCGGGGUGUAUGGCUCCGACCUCUGUAAUGCCCAGCGUUGGCUCAAUUUCCAGGGCGACACAGGAAAUGGAGUCGCUCCCCUGGAAAUCGCCUUUCAUCUCCUGCAGCCUGGCCAGCUCCCCGGGAGUGGGAUAGAAGCCCUGGAUGCAGAAAUGUGGAACUGCAAUGAGACUCGGGGCAACGAUUCCAAUGCUUGCUCUUGCCAGGACUGUGCUUUGGCCUGUCCUGCCAUCGCCCACCCUCCCAUGCAGGACUCCACCUUCCGCCUGGGGAGGAUGCACAGCGGGUUGGCCCUGGCGAUCAUCCUCUGCUGCGCCUUUGUUUCUUUCUUCACUUUCCUUACGGUUCAUUCCUGCCUCAGAAGAAAGGAGCGGAAGCCCAAGAAGGCCACAGGUUGCUCCAACCAAUUCAGUCACUUUUCCCACAUCGUCCUGGGCAACCUCUUCCAAAGCUGGGGCACGUGGGUGGCUUCGUGGCCGAAGCUGGUUCUGUUUCUCUCCACAGUACUGGUGGUAGGACUGGCCAGUGGCCUGGUCUUCCUGAAGCUGACCACAGAUCCCGUAGAGCUGUGGUCAAAUCCCAACAGCCAGGCCAGGAGGGAGAAGGAAUUCCACGACCGCUAUUUUGGGCCUUUCUUCCGCACCAACCAGGUGAUCUUGACAGCUCCUAGCCAGCCUGGCUAUACCUAUGAUUCCCUGCUUCUGGGACCCAAGAACUUCAGUGGCAUUUUGAGGGAGGAGCUGCUCCUUCAACUGCUGGAGUUGCAAGAGGAGCUGAGGCAUCUGGAGGUCUGGUCUGAGGAAGAGCAACGCAACAUCUCCCUCAGGGACAUCUGCUACGCCCCUCUCCAGCCCCACAACCCCAGGCUGGAGGACUGCUGCAUCAACAGCUUCCUGCAGUACUUCCAAAGCAAUCGCACCAACUUCCUCCUGACUGCCAAUCAGACCCUGAUGGGGAAGACGGCCGAGAUCAACUGGAGGGACCACUUUCUCUACUGUGUCAAUUCCCCCCUCACAUUCAAGGAUGGCACAUCCUUGGCUCUGAGCUGCAUGGCCGAUUAUGGGGCUCCUGUCUUUCCCUUCCUUGCUGUGGGAGGGUACUCAGGACAGGAUUUUUCUGAUGCUGAAGCUCUCAUCCUGACUUUUUCCUUGAACAACUACCCGGCUGGGGAUCCCCGCCUGGCCCAAACUCGGCUGUGGGAGAGCCACUUUCUGAAGGUGAUGAAAGACUUCAAGAUCCGUACAGCCGGCACCUUUGAAGUCACUUUCAUGGCAGAGCGUUCUCUGGAAGACGAGAUAAACCGUACCACAGCCGAGGACCUGCCCAUCUUUGCCAUCAGCUAUGCCAUUGUCUUCCUGUACAUUACUCUGGCCUUGGGGAGAUACACUAGCUGCUCCCGUGUACUGGUGGAUUCCAAGGUGACUCUGGGCUUAGGCGGAGUACUGGUGGUGCUGGGAUCUGUGCUCGCCUCAAUGGGCUUCUUCUCCUACGUGGGUAUCCCCUCUUCUAUGGUGAUCAUCCAGGUCGUUCCCUUCCUCGUGCUUGCUGUCGGAGCUGACAACAUCUUUAUCUUUGUUCUCGAGUAUCAGAGGUUGCCACGUCUCCCAGGGGAACAACGGGAGAUGCAUAUUGGACGAGUCUUGGGCAGUGUAGCUCCCAGCAUGCUCCUUUGCAGUCUGUCUGAGGCCAUCUGUUUUUUCUUAGGUGCCCUGACCCAGAUGCCAGCUGUGCGCACUUUUGCUUUGACAGCUGGCUUGGCCAUUAUCCUUGAUUUCUUGCUGCAGAUGUCAGCUUUUGUUGCCUUGCUUUCUCUGGACAGCAAGAGGCAAGAGGCAUCCCACAUGGAUAUCUGCUGCUGUGUGGGCACCAAUGAAGUGCCUCCCUCUGGUGAUGGUGAGGGUCUCCUACUUCGCUUCUUCCGCAAGUUUUAUGCCCCCUUCCUGCUGCAUGGAUUCACCCGUGUCAUUGUGCUUGUACUAUUCAUGGCCCUGUUUGGUGUGAGCCUUUAUUUCAUGUGCCAGAUCAAUGUGGGGUUGGACCAGGAGCUCGCACUGCCUGAGGAUUCAUACCUUCUGAAUUAUUUCCUGUUCCUGAACCGGUACUUGGAAAUUGGAGUACCUGUUUACUUUGUGACCACUUCUGGCUAUAACUUUUCGAGCACGGACGGCACGAAUGCUAUCUGUUCCAGUUCUGGCUGCAAUCCUUUCUCCCUCACUCAGAAGAUCCAAUAUGCCACCAAGUUCCCCAAAGAGUCCUAUCUGGCUAUCCCAGCUUCCUCGUGGGUGGAUGACUUCAUUGACUGGCUAUCACCCUUGUCUGAUUGCUGCCGUCUUUAUAAUAAUAAUGGAACCUUUUGUCCUUCUACUACUACUACAGCUUUCUUUACCUGCUUAAGGAAGUGCAUAAGCAAGACCAGGCCCACAGAGGCUCAGUUCCACAAGUACCUGCCUUGGUUUUUGGAGGACAGAGCCAAUAUCAACUGCCCCAAAGGGGGCCUGGGAGCUUAUGACAGUUCUGUGAACAUUAGUGCAGAUGGCAAGAUCCUAGCUACACGGUUUAUGGCUUACCAUACACCCCUCAAGAAUUCUCAAGAUUAUACAGAAGCCCUUCGGGCCGCCCGGGAAUUGGCAGUCAAUAUCACAGCUGACCUGCGGACUGUUCCAGGGACUGAUCCUAAUUUUGAGGUCUUCCCCUACACAAUCACCUAUGUAUUCUAUGAACAGUAUCUAACCAUCGUUCCAGAGGGACUAUUCAUUCUGAGUCUCUGUAUCAUACCUACAUUUGUUGUCUGCUGCCUCCUGCUUGGGAUGGACCUCCGCUCCGGCUUCCUCAAUCUGUUCUCCAUCAUCAUGAUCCUUGUGGAUACUGUAGGCUUCAUGACCUUGUGGGGCAUCAGCUACAAUGCUGUGGCCCUCAUCAAUUUGGUUACGGCUGUGGGUAUCUCAGUGGAGUUUGUUUCCCACAUCACCCGCUCCUUUGCUGUCAGUACCAAGCCCACUCGGCUGGAGAGGGCCAAAGAGGCCACGGUCAUUAUGGGCAGUGCGGUCUUUGCUGGAGUGGCCAUGACCAAUCUUCCCGGCAUCAUCAUUCUGGCCUUUGCUAAGGCCCAAUUGAUCCAGAUCUUUUUCUUUCGCCUCAACCUCCUCAUCACCAUCUUCGGCAUGCUGCAUGGUCUCAUCUUUCUGCCUGUGAUCCUCAGCUAUUUUGGGCCAGAUGUCAAACCAAUCCUGGUCCUGGCACAGCAGCAAACAGAAGAGAAUACCAUGGCAAACAAGGAGAACAAGUCAGAAGCUGCCACGGCAGCUUCUUGCUCAAAGUCUCCUCCUUCAUUCUCUUCUAACUUGAACUCCUAUAUUAACUCUAAUUUUAAGAAUGAUGUGACCGAAUUUCCUAGUGGUACCAAAGAACUUGAGCCGACAACACCUCUUUGAUGGCGAUGAGAGCUCUCCUGUCUGUGACUCAAUCAUUCAGAAUAGAAAAAUCUUAUUGAGUUAUAGAAGCACAGAAUCUCAGUUGUAAAGACUUCAGGGUGCCGCAAGUCUAAGCAGUACUUAGCAGGAAUUCAGCCUACCGCCUCAACAAGUGGUCAUCCAAUCUAUGCUUGAUGAAUACCAACAAGAGAGAACUUGCUACCUCAGAAAGCAUACCUUUGCACUUUUCCAUCACACUAAUUCUUGGGAAGUUUUACUUACUCCUUGCCAAUAGUUGCUUUGCUGCAUCUUUCACUCACUUCUCCUAGUUUUUCAAUUUUGCACCAACCAGAACACAAUUUUAAUCCCACUUCCUCACCAUGGCCCUUCAAAUACUGGGAGACAGCUAUUAUAUCACAUCACAAUGGUUUCCUCAGUCCCUUCUACUGAUCUCACAUGGAAUGGUCCCCAGGCCCCUUACACCUUUACUUAAUCUUCUCAAGACACACCAAGGCUUGUCAAUGUCCUUCCUAAAAAGGUGAUGCUCAGAACUGGACAUAACAGCCCAGAUAAAUUGUGGACUGAAUACUGUUUAACCACCUUCCUUUCUUCAGCAUUCCUAAGGCAGCCAAUAUCAACUUUUUGUUUUUGUUUUCUUGCUGUCACAGGAUUGACUCACAUUGAGCUUGUAGUCCACCAAAAUCUCCUGAACUUUUUCGGAGGAACUAUUACCUAAGAAUGUCUCCCCCUAUCCUGUAUUCUCAUAGUUGGUUUUUUUGAACCUACAUGUAGAGUAUUUUCGAAGGCACAGUCUCAGUCCGAUUCUAGGAAAAGUUCCAGGUCCCUUGAGAGGACGUGUCUUUAGCCGCAUCUUCCUAAGAGGCUGGUAAUGGGUCAAACUUCUCUGUGUUUAACUUAUCCUAUGGUCAUGGGGUUAUAGUUGGGAAAGUUCUCCUGCCCACAUUUUCAAAUGUUCUUAUUGGGUAUCUUUUGCAGUGUAGUACAUACACCCUGUCAUUUGGAUCAUAAGAUUAAGCAUGGAUAUUAUCGAGUCCAACCCCUUCUUUUUGCAGGUCAGGAAACUGUGGUUCAGAGAAGUUAGGGACUUUCCCAAGGUCACAUUGCUGGUAAGAAAGCUUAGAUUCAAACCCAAGUCCUGUGAUGGCAGAUGCAGUGCUCUUUCCAGCAUAGUGACAUUCUAUCUCUGGAAUUGUAUCCUUUUUAAUACUCCUUCAAUUAUUCUCAUUCUAUCAGGGAGAAAGGCUCUGAUAAGCAUAAGUACCCUAACCAGGAAGGCAGAGCUUCUAGAGAGAAGGCAGGAUUGAAGCAGAAGUGAUCAGAAGAUCUAUUCAUUCCCAUAGUAACAUCCAGGAUCAUAGAAUAGGAAGUAUGUUUACAGGAUACAGAGCGAAUAUUGCAAAGAAUUAAUUGUUUAAUGAAUCCUCAACCUGGACAUUAGAUUUUAACUUGGUUACCAAGUCAAAGAAACAUAAAACUGAAGCAUCUCAUGUGUUGAAAGGGAGUUUAGAGGUUAGAGAGUCAAACCUAUAUCAGAAAGAGGAAUGUUCUCUGCUAUAUACCCAAUAAGUUGUCAACCUAUUUCUCUUUGCCUGAAAAAUUCAGUGAGGGGGGAGGUAAGCUCCCCCUUUUCCAGGCAGCUCAUUGGGAUACUUUGGGAUACUCUAAUUAUUACAUCAAGACUAAUUUUCUUCUUUAUAACUUCUACAUUUGCUCCUGGUUGUUCUGACUGGGGCCAAACAGAAUAAGCUCUCAUUCCUCUCCCAUGUGACAGCCCAGCUUAUACUUGUCAUUUUCCCUUUCCACCCCUCUGAUACUUCUCCCUUCCAUCCUGUUUGGAUCUAGGAUUAGAGCUGUGCCUAAUAGGUCUUCAGUUCAUCUUAAUAUGGCAGGUGCUGAUGGCCUCAUUCAUCUGGUAGCCCUCUUCUAGACACUUUUUAGUGUAUUUAUAUCUCUAAAAUUGUGGUCCCCUCCAGAACUUUUCCUUGAGGGCAAAAACUGUUUCAUGUUUAUAUCUCUAGAAUUCAGGGUAAUAUCCUGCACAAAGUAGACACUCACUAAAAGUUUGCCAAAUUCAGCUAUAUUUUACAUUUAAGAAAAAUUUGUUAGAAAAUGAAAAUUAUGUAAAUAGAAAUGCAUCACUAUACUGUGUGUACCAUCAAUGCUUAAUGAAUGUCUGAAAUGCAGAAUGGUCUUCAUUGUAUUCCAAUAGAAUGUAAGCUCCGUAAGGGGAAGGACUGCUUGUUUUUAGCUUUGUAUCUCUCCUGUCUAGCACCAUAUCUAGCACAUGGUAGAUCCCAGGUUUGCUGAAUUUUCUUUUAUAUCAGUCAGGUAAAAUGAUCCUGCUAAAUAAAUUUAAAGGCAAAUUGAAAGCUUGA